Danio aesculapii is the source of this 3089-nucleotide messenger RNA. It is a transcript of the gene plekhg7, whose product is annotated as pleckstrin homology domain containing, family G (with RhoGef domain) member 7. Bases 347 to 2656 code for a protein of 769 amino acids. Gene Ontology annotation, molecular function: guanyl-nucleotide exchange factor activity. The transcript is spliced from 17 exons. NCBI's taxonomy places the organism in Eukaryota, Metazoa, Chordata, Actinopteri, Cypriniformes, Danionidae. The record is from RefSeq and is a predicted model, not a curated record. Gene Ontology annotation, biological process: Rho protein signal transduction.
AGCAAACCUCCUUCUCUCAAUCAAAAACACACACAAUACAAGUACCUGCUGAACCACAGAGUCUGUUUAUGCACACACUCCUCGUUCGCUUUAUCAGACUCAAACAGAGGCAGAUUCUGUGUAACAUUUUGCUUAAAAGCAUCUGGGGUGAAACAUCGUAGCCUACUUUUUUUCCCUCAAGCUUGUUUCCCUCCUCCAGCAGCAACAGCCGCCCGAAUCUCAGAACACCCGGGAACAACUGAGAGACAUGGGAUUGGACACAUUUUUGUGGGAAUGACUCAAGCCAAACUUGCAUCUGAUUCUUAAUCACUCUUCAGUCGUGGGAUAUAAUGCCAGAUUACUCAAGAUGACGGAGCUGAAUUAUGCUUUCAUAAGUGGAAACAGGAAGGAAGUGGAUAAAACUUUGGACUGGAGUUAUAUAGACUGGCAUGACAAGAAAAUGGUAAAAGGGACGGAUGCUCAGACCCAAACCCAACACGUACAAAGCAAGGACAUAGACACACAAACGACUAAUCCUUGUACAAUGCGAAUAAAUUUAGAAAGCACGUCAUCAGGCAUGAAAUUAGGUUCUGUGACAAUGUCAAAUUGCACGUCUGGAGACUUAAUUACUCAGGAGAUUCACAAACAUUCCCCGGCUCCCAUCUCCCCAUCCCAGACUCUGAGGAGGAUGCCCUUGCCGUUACACACUCCGAAUUUUCACAGACAUUCCCCGGCCUGCUGCUCCACAUCCCCGGCUUUAUGGAGGUCGUCCGGGAUGUCAAACUCUGUGGAUUUUCACAGACAUUCCCCAACCCGCAUCUCCACAUCACCGACUCUGAGGAGGAUGAGGAGCACCAGAAUCUACAACCGGGACACCUGCAAUACGGCCAAGCCUUUAAGAGAGGAGUCGUCAACACCGAUGAGUCCACAUUCUUCAUUUUUUCGAGAAAAAUCUCCACUGGCUGUGGAUGGAGAGAACAAGAGCCUUGAGUCUUCAGUGAGUCACGGGACAGUUCGUACACACAGAUCACAGACUCUUGACAAUGGUGUCAUCUGCAAAAGCAAAGAGUCUUGUGAUUCAAAAAAGCCUGUUUCUGACAAAGAGAGCACCUCUGAUGACAAUGAGCAGGUCAAGGAUCCAUGUCAUAAAAGGCUGAAGGAGAGGAGGCGGAGCUCUGUGGUUGUCAGUCUUCCUGGAUUGGAUGUUUCCCCUGGAGAUUUGUUUGUGUCCAAUGGUGCAGCUGAUAUGUUGAAUAAAUCUGACUAUUCAGAAAAAAAAUCCAAGUGGCCUUUCUCAAGACGUAGUACACAGACAAAAGUGAAAACUCGCAGUGGAGCUGACAUUGACAAGUGUCUGGCUUCCGUUCAGGUCCACGAAUGGAGAGACACAGACUUUCAGACAUUAAAGGAAAUGUCUUUAGUGGACUUUUUGCGAGGUCGCUCUGAGCUGAAAGCAGCACAGCAUCCGAUGAUAUACAAAACACAGGAGGCCAUUUGGGAGCUUUUCACCAGCGAAUGCGUCUAUUUCCUCGAUCAGCUCAUGGUUUUAAAAGAGGUGUUUUUGACCACACUAUCAGACUUGCAAACGAGAGACUGUCUACAGGAUAUCGACUCCUGGAGGCUCUUUGCAAAUCUCAAUGAGCUCUGUCUGGUUAGCUUUGGCUUCCUUACUAGUUUAUUGCGUGUCAUUAAGGAGAUGUGGACCGACCCAGACAGCUGUAGUACUCAAUCUCUUCAUGACCUUUUCAGAAAGGCGUUCAGUGAAAGUAUUUGCCAUUGUCUCCAGAAAUACUGCCUGAAUUACAGCACAGCCAUCCUUUAUCUGGACAGCCUGAAGCUCAGAGAGGACUUUGGCUCUUUCGUGAAGUGGUGUGAGCGUAAUGAGGAGUGCCGCAGGCUGCAGUUGAAGGAUCUGCUGGUGGUUCCUCUGCAGAGGUUUACACGAUACCCUCUGCUGUUAAAGAACAUUGGGAAGAGGAGCUGCUCGGAGGCCGAGGAAAACACCAUACAGAGCAUCGUGGAUCUGGUGGACAGAGCUAUUUAUGAUCUUGAAGGAAAAGUGAAGUGGUUGGACAACUAUCAGAAGGUGAAGCAGCUGAAAGAAGCUCUAGUGUGGCUUCCUGUUUGGGAGAGCGAUAAGAGGGCACACGUUCCUGAGACCCUGAAGCACCUGCUGAAACCUGUGACACUGGAGAACCUGGUGAUUAACCGCAGCCUGUUGCAUGAUGGGAAGCUUUUUCUCAUGGAAAACACAAAGCAGCAAGAGGUCUAUCUGUUUCUCUUUGACGAAUUCCUUCUAAUUACGAAGAUCAAGAGGAAUAAAAAGCAGAAGUCUAGUGUGGUGGACUUUGCUGCGGGUCAAGAGCUGGAGCUCUUACUGCAGGAGGGCUGCAGCUUCACUGUGCUGGACCAGCCCAUCUCUCUGGACCGCCUGCAGCUCAAGAACAUUGACCAGCUCAACGCUACAGCGUCUGCUCUGCCCAACUCAUUCAUCAUAAUGCAUCAGAAUCGCUACCAGCAGUGUAUCGCCGUCUUCGUUCUACAAGCCCAGAGCGAGUCAACUAAGAAAUCCUGGAUGUCAGAAAUCGAGAAGGCCGUAAGUUCUCUGCUGAAGCAGGACAGUCUUCAUCCACGCAUCAACAACUCUUUUCACUAUACAGAGUCCUCGCAGAUCUGAUUUACACACAGACUUUCAGGAGAAAAUACCCAGAGUGCCAACGGACAUUGCAGUCCACAAAAACACCUCUACCUUUAGCCCAAAAAUCAUUAUUUCCUCACCCUUUCUGAAGUUUACCAGAAUGCCUACACAAUAUAAUGAUCAGAAAUCACCAUCAAAGUAUCAAGUCUAUCUUUAUGACUUCAUAAGGCUGAGUUCUGGACAGCAAUGGUGGAUUGUACUGCAACAUUGUACAAUUUAUUCAGUUCAAUACAGCAGCACAGAGAUCUCCAACAAGAGGAACUACCUUUCAGUUCCCCUUUUCAACGUUUGGAGAACAAUGUUGCAUGUUCCUGUCAUAAAUAAAGAUGAUGAAUUUUGUAUUGUGAGCAAUGUUAAAUGCAGAAAUUGUAAAUUAGCCUUAAUGCUAUGAGUGUGUUUGUUUGUUCACCCU